UUUCUAGACCUGAUGGUUCUUUACGCAGCUAAGCACGACAGCGGGCAAAUAGUGGCCGGUGACUGUGUGUGGGGGGAAGGCCUUUCAAGAAUAUAUAAAUUCCCUCCAUUUGGGAGGCUAAACCAGCCUUUUACAGCCUUCCAUAUCGUCCCAAGACAUACUUGGCCACGAGAGGGGGCCUGCUGCAUCUCUGGAUGAGUCGCCGCUGAGCCCGCAUCUCCUCUGGCAAGUCCCGCCCCUCUUGGCUCUGCGCGCAGCCUCCCGCCUCUCCCCGGGAAGCGCCCUGCAAGGAUGACCACGCUCACGCGCCAGGACCUCAAUUUCGGACAAGUGGUCGCCGACGUCCUUUCGGAGUUUUUGGAAGUGGCCAUUCACCUUAUUCUCUACGUCCGAGAAGUUUACCCCACUGGCAUUUUUCAGAAGAGGAAAAAAUAUAACGUACCUGUUCAGAUGUCCUGCCACCCCGAACUCAAUCAGUACAUCCAGGAUACCCUCCACUGUAUCAAACCUCUACUAGAGAAGAACGAUGUGGAAAAGGUGGUGGUGGUCAUUCUUGAUAAGGAGCAUCACCCAGUGGAAAGAUUUGUCUUCGAAAUCAUGCAGCCACCCUUACUGGCAAUCAGCUCGGACUCCCUCCUCAACCACGUGGAGCAGCUCCUGCGGGCUUUCAUUCUGAAGAUCAGCGUGUGCGAUGCUGUGCUGGACAACAACCCGCCAGGCUGCACUUUCACCAUCCUGGUUCACACCCGCGAAGCGGCCACGCGCAACAUGGAGAAAAUCCAAGUGAUCAAAGACUUCCCCUGGAUUCUGGCCGACGAGCAGGACGUCCACAUGCGGGACCCACGGCUGAUCCCCCUGAAGACCAUGACAUCGGACCUUUUGAAGAUGCAGCUCUACGUGGAGGAGCGGGCACAGAAAGGCACCUGAGCGCCAGCCAGCCCCAGUGGAUUUCGGAAGCCCGGACCCUCGUCUCGGGCGACGCACUGCCAAGCUGUGACAACCUUGGUGCUUGGGCUGGUGACACACGCGCAGCCCCUUCCCGGCUGCGGCGUGCCUCGAAAGUGCUCUUAAAUCCUGCCGGACCGUUCCCACUUUUUCAGCCGAUGCACAAGCCGUGUCCUUUUCAAGUCGCUGGACCUGAGGGAGGGGGCGUUACAAAGCUGUGCCUGGACAGGGGUCGUGUUUCUUUGCCGUGAAAACAAGCGUGUAACUGUCUGGCUGCAAACCCCCAUCCGUGUUAUUUGAAGUGAAUGUCGGUCAUUGUGUUCCAAGGUGCUAAUGUAGAACUACUGAGGAAGAGUCCCCUGUAAAUAAACUUCGUGUUCAUGCUGUG
Molecule: messenger RNA, 1333 nt
Organism: Python bivittatus (Burmese python)
Lineage: Eukaryota; Metazoa; Chordata; Lepidosauria; Squamata; Pythonidae
Source: RefSeq, a predicted model, not a curated record